This is a messenger RNA of Drosophila kikkawai, 1103 nucleotides long. RefSeq lists its product as uncharacterized. Lineage: Eukaryota; Metazoa; Arthropoda; Insecta; Diptera; Drosophilidae. The record is from RefSeq and is a predicted model, not a curated record.
UCCUAGGUAGGCGACAAUUUAGGUUUAAAUGACACCGCUGCAGGGAAAAGUAAUUAGUUGCUAAUUUCAACUGACGGCGUCAGUAACACAAUGGCAAAGUUAUAUUUGCUCCUUCUGAUGGCACAUUUUGUGGUCUCGGAUCGAAAUUUAAACCAAAUUCUUGAUCGCGACGAUUGGAUUAGCAUUGCAAAGGAGUAUAUAAGGAACCACAAGCCGUAUAAGUUCAAAAACUACGAGCCAUACAAGCCGCGAGUAGUUAACAUAACCAACUCCUUCGGCGGAGAUCUUUGGGAAACAACAGACAUUCCGGAUGAAACAAUUAAUUACUCUACUGAGCCCCCGCUUUUGCCAGACUCUACAACAAUCUCUGGAAAUACGGAAUUUAUGGAAACCACGACUAGUGGUUAUGAAUCUUCAACAGCAAGCUGGCCAACCACUGAAGCUUCAGAAAUAACUACAGAGUCUCCAGAAACAAGCACUUUAAUUCAAACCACAACAGCAAGCAGCGUCUAUGAAACGGAAAGUACAACUCUAGAAUCUUUGGUGGAUCAGGUAAUCGCAGAACCGCCGGAAACCACAACGGAAGUAGAUCUAAGCACCACAGAAACCCCGGAAAUAUCAACAUCAACCGAAGAGGAAUCUACGACAAUUUACUUCACCAGCACGGAGCCCACUCCUUCAACUGUGUGGCCUUCGCUUUCCACCACACAACCAUCAGAUAUCACAACAGAAUCAAUAAUUGAGACGACAACUUUUGAAUCAACAACGUCAGGAUCCCUAUUUCCGGAAACCACCACAUCCUUGCUGGAUAUCAUUUCCACGACUCCUGGAAUCGAAACUACAACAUCAUACUUGGAUACAGCUAUUGAUAGCACCGAAGCAACUGAUUUUACAACUGAAACCACACCGCCAGGACUUAACUUUACAACUGAAACCCAAGAAGAAACCACAACUGAGUCCACCAAACCAACAACAACGACAAGACGUGCCAAUAUAGUCGAAGAUGCCAUCAGGCCGAAGAAGAUCAAAUAUAGAUACACUUCUGAUACAGAACCCGAAUUGCCCGAAUACUAGCAUUUUAAUUUAUAAUAAAUAAGAAUAAA